AUCUACAACGACGAACAUGUUACAGAGAAUAGCUAAUAGCAGACUAGGUAUGAUAUCAAGACAACUGUCUACUAGUAGAACUUCAUCUAUUUCCACAAAAUCACUCGUUAAUGAGAGCGUAAAAGAUUCACCUAUAACGUUCACAGAACGUGUAGGAUUGAAGACAUUCUCUCUUAACCGUCCAAAAGCCCUGAAUGCCCUCAAUCAGGAAAUGAUGAUCCUUAUCAAGAAUAGGAUAAAGGAAUGGGAUUCUAAUCCGUCUACUGGUGUCAUCUUAUCCUCAGGAGUUGGUAAAGCCUACUGUGCAGGUGGAGACGUAAAAUCUAUCGCACUCAAUCCAAAUAAGGAUGAUGCAUUAAAUAUACUCAAGGAUGAAUUCGAAUUAGAUCAUCAGCUAGCCGUUCUCACAAAGCCAUACGUCGCAUUAAUGGAUGGAUAUACAAUGGGUGGUGGCGCUGGUAUAUCCCUCCCUGCUCCUAUUAGAGUGUCAACAGACAACACAGUCUUUGCUUUCCCUGAAACUAGACUGGGGUACGCACCCGACGUAGGAGCGUCUUACUAUCUCUCUCGUCUGGAUGGUCAGCUCGGAGCUUACCUCUCCUUAACCGGUAAUAAUGUCUCAGGUAGUGAUUUAUAUCAUCUUGGUUUAUCUACACACCAUGUAUCACCUUCUCUAUUCCCAGCUUUGGUCGGCAGAUUGAGCGACUUGUCUUCUUCACCAGUAACCGGUUCUGACGUCAACAGCGUCAUAGAUGAAUUCACAACUCAGCCAUUACCUAAACUUAGUGAGACCUUGAUGGGUGCUCACAGACAAGCUAUCGACGAUGCCUUUGGCCAAUCAUCAGUCGAGGAAAUUAUACAGGUUUUGGAGAAUUUCAAAGAAAAUAGACCAGAAGUUGGUAAAUGGGCAGCAGAAACUUUGGAAACGUUAUAUGAUCGUCCACCAACCUCUCUAAAAGUUGCUCUCGAGGCUGUUAGAAGAGGUGUGAAGAUGCACAAUGUCGCUCAAGCUUUGCAACAAGAGUUGACAUUCGCUAAUCAGUUCAUCUAUAACAGUGAUGAUUUCCGUGCUGGUGUAACUGCUGUAUUGGUCAAUAAAACUACAGAGGUACCACAAUGGCAACCAAAUAAUCUCAAGGAUAUUCGCAAGAAUGAUGUGAUCGGAUCAUACUUCACAACAACUGAGAACACAUCUGAUAAAUUAGAAAUUAGAAAUGAAAAGAAACCACUUUAUGACUUUUUCCACUUUGCCUUACCAACUGAAAGGGAAAUUGAAGAUUAUAUUAGAGGAUCACAUCCAGCAUCUGGCAACAAUGCUGUUAGACGAAAUGAAGCAUUGACAUUCUUUAAAACACAAGAUAAUGCCAAGUACGGCGUAACUGAAAAGGUUAAUGAGGUCAUAGAUAGAUGCACAAUUGAAGAAAAAGGUGGUUACUUGAAAUGGAGAUAAAUAAAAAGAUAAUAUAAUAAA
Wallemia mellicola CBS 633.66 is the source of this 1471-nucleotide messenger RNA. RefSeq names its product ClpP/crotonase. Gene Ontology annotation, molecular function: 3-hydroxyisobutyryl-CoA hydrolase activity. Bases 17 to 1450 code for a protein of 477 amino acids. NCBI's taxonomy places the organism in Eukaryota, Fungi, Basidiomycota, Wallemiomycetes, Wallemiales, Wallemiaceae. The transcript is spliced from 7 exons. Gene Ontology annotation, cellular component: mitochondrion. Gene Ontology annotation, biological process: L-valine catabolic process. The record is from RefSeq and is a predicted model, not a curated record.